AUGGCUACUCAUCAUGAAUACAACCUAAUCAUUGCCAUCAUCUUUAAUCUAACGAUUGGCCUAACACUUGUGCCACUCAUUGAAAGUCAUACUGUUUGGGUUCAUAACAAAAUGUGGCCAGGUACAUAUGGUAUGCUUGCAGUCAUGGUAAAUGGACAAGAAAGGAAUAGCGGGGCUUCAUAUGCUCGCCACGGUUUUAGUGUUGAAGUGUUUGAUGAUGUAAAAACUUUUAACCUUUCAUUCUCUGUCGAGGCUUCAUCUGAAAAAGAUAAGAAUCGUGGACCAUUCUCAAAUGACAAGGAUCACGAAUGGAAAUUUACUGGUAGUAUAGAUGCAUGGAAUAUUGAAGAGCUAUCCUAG
Molecule: messenger RNA, 360 nt
Organism: Diversispora eburnea
Lineage: Eukaryota; Fungi; Glomeromycota; Glomeromycetes; Diversisporales; Diversisporaceae
Source: the annotation of a GenBank genome assembly